UUAUUGUUAUGGACUCUGUUUGGAUAAAAACGCAUAAAUGGCACUCGUCUUAAUUUUUUUCGGCGCUGCAGUUUAUUCAGAAGUACCAUAUAUUAUGGAACACACCUGGAAUUAAUUCUAACCUUUCAUAUUUUCUGGAAAUUUUAUGUUACUUUUCUGUGGAACCUAUUGAGCAUUAAUUAUGCAAUAAAACCUAGAAAAACUCUGGCUUAUUGAAGACUUCCAUUCAUGUGUUUCAUCGUAAAAUUAUUUGAAGAAUUGUAGGAAUUUGCUUUGUUUUCAAAUAAUACAAAAUAUAGUUUAAGGAAAUUACUUUUUUUUAGAGGAGACGGUUGAAACAAAGUGUGUUUAUAAAGAGAUCAACUACAUGCUUGAAAGUUUAAACAUUUAUCUAAAGAUUGGGAAGGUGCCAUAAUUAUGUUGGCUGAAUUGACGUAAUUAUAGACAUUGUAUAUAUAUAUGUACAGUUAUUGAAUUUGUAUUAAAAUUAUAAUGCAGCUUGAUUAAAUCAUGAUCAAUACGGAGUUAUAUUCUGGAGUUGUGUGUGGAAGAACACAGGAAUUUUAACACGUUUCAGAAUAGUUGAAUUUAAGAUAAAACAAACAAGUGUUCUUGGAUAUUAUAUUCAUACAGGGCAAAAAUGUUGCCAGGAGGAGGGGUUGACAUGACCUUGAGUGAGCUGCAGGAAAUGGCAGCCAGACAACAACAACAAAUAGAAUCACAGCAACAGAUUCUGGUAGCAAAGGAGCAGAGACUGAAAUACCUCAAGCAACAAGAGCAGAAGCAGCAACAGUUGGCAUCAGAAAACGACAGGUUGAGAAAACUGAGGGAUAAAGUCGAGGCUCAGGAGAUGAAACUAAAGAAACUGAGGGCUUUACGAGGGCAAGUUGAGCAACAAAAAGCCAGUAAUGGAAACCUAAAUUAUGAGUUGGAGUCAAUUAAAGCAUUGUUCAAUGAGAAGGAGAAAGAGCUGGCGAUGGCGGCUGCCAAGGUGGAGGAGAUGACACGGCAACUGGAGGAGAUACGCAGCGGCAGAGUCAAGGCCAGCACCAAUACCCAAAGUCCUGCAGCACUAGCUGAACUCGAGAAACUCAAAAAAGAACUAAUGAUACGUAACAAACUGAAUGAAAACCAGAAUAACAAAAUGGCUGGAAAUCGGGAAUUGUUGGCGAAACGAAAAGAUGAAUUGGCCAGAAUGGACAAUAGAAUACAUGAACUUCAGAUGAGGUUAAAGAAAAAACGAGCAGUGAGUGCGGAAAUGGCAGAACAGAACAAAAAUCAGAUGAACAAAACAAAUCAGAACAACAAAGUUAUAAAUAGACCACCCCCAAACAUUGCUGCUGUUGAACCAUUUGUACAAGAUCCUCAAAAUAAUGUAGCUGGGUUUGGGAAAAAAGAUCCUAAAUACCAGUCAUUGCCCCCGAGUUCGAAGUUCUUGUACCCAGAGAAAGAAAAUAGACAAAGGGAGACAAACAAUAAUAAUGUGAAUUUCAACUCUAAACAAUACGAUUCAGAUAAAUCUGAGGAGUACACGAUUCCAUUGGUAGUUUCGGUAGAUAGUAACAAUAAACCUAUGCAAAAUGGUUUGCCUUCACCAAAGCAGAGUCCUGUUGGUGAGCCCCAGGUUAGUCAGGUAUACCCACCAUAUUCAACCCCUAGCUCUCUUCAGAUUCCACAGUCCAUGCCUAGCAGCUUGGCACCAAACAACACUCGUUAUGGAAGUGCUGUUACAUCUAGGUCAGGAGUGUCACAUUUUACACCUAAACCUUAUGGAAGUACGUAUAGUUCAUCAAUUUUACCAAACAGAGGCAUUAGUGGUGUACCAAAUGAUCAGAAUGCCUAUGAUCUGCAGGAUGAGAUACGGCAGUCAGGUAGUGGUCAAAGUUCACCUGGCUCUGUUGAGAGUACAAGUAGUGGAAGUUCAAAACCUUUACCGCCAUAUCCUCACAGAGAAGGACCACCUCAACCCAGUAAGCCUCAGGGACAAAGAGAUGCCUUUGCAAACUCCAAAGGACAGGCUCCAGAUCCCCAACAGGCCACUAAGGCUCCACAGAAAGAUAACAUUUCACAAAAUAAAGGUCCACCUCCUGUUCCAAAUAGAUCAGGAAAUCGGCCAGAAAAUACGCAAGUAAAUACAGGUUCAGUUCCAAACAAUUUAAGAUCGCAGCAUAGUUCAAGUAACUCACCAGAGAAUUUAAGUGACACUGAACAAACAAAUAUAUCUGUUUCUAAAGGUAUACAAAAAUUUGCUGGGCUUAUAGCCCAGCAAGAAGGGCCUAAACAACAAGGUGCUAAUAAUAACUCAGGUGGAUUUUCAAAUCUCAAUCAUGCCUCGGCACUCGGAGCUGUUACAGGCAGAUCUGUUCCUUCAUACAGAUAUGCCUCAAAGAGUGUUAUAGCAAACACAUAUCUUGGUAGAUUAGACAAUGAAGCCUUAGAGAAAUAUCAGAAAAAUGUGCUAAGUUUACACAGAGAUUUAAGUGCAAGUAGUAAAACAGACGAUGGUAGUCCAACUGAAAAAACUGUUUCGAAUAAUCAGAACGAGAAAUUAAAAGAUGAAGAAAAAGAUUCUUUGUCACCAUUAUCAAGUGUGAGCUCACCAGCAGGAUCGACCCCUUCGCCUUCAAGUCCGUUACGACCGCCAAACUAUCCUUUCGACUUCCCAUCAACUCCACCUCAUGCUGAUGUAGCUUCGGAUAAAGUUAGUUAUAAACCAAACACUCCGAAAAAUAUUCGUAGAAGACAUUCUGAUAGUGAUAACGAAGAGGUCGGUAAAGCAUUACAUAAAUACGGCAUUAAUACAAAUGCAAACAAAAAUCCACCAGCACAGGAAAACCAACUUAUUUUAUUGGAAAACAAACAAGGACCUGUGGAAAUUCAAGCUACAACUUUUAGUGAUCACAUUCCAGAAACUGUGCUUAUAGACAAUAAAGGAAAUAUUGUUGAAGUUAUUGAUAACGCUAAAGAGACAAAUAAUAACAAAGCAGAAGACAGUGCUGAUACUGUUAAAGCUUCGCCAGUGACGAUAGAAGUUAAAUCUAGUGAACCCAAAGUGAAGAAAAAGACAAAUUUGAAAAAUAGUAACUCUAAAAAGAAUGGAAAUCGUGUCAGUUUCGACCCAUUGGCCUUGCUGCUGGACGCAUCCUUGGAGGGAGAAUUGGAGCUUGUCCGGAGAUGUGCUGUGCAGGUGGACAAUGUGAGUGCAUCGAAUGAUGAAGGUAUAACUGCUUUACACAAUGCAAUCUGUGCUGGUCAUUAUGAUAUUGUAACAUUCCUUGUAGAGUUCGGCUGUGACGUCAAUUCACCUGACAGUGACGGCUGGACACCUCUACACUGUGCUGCCUCAUGUAACAACCUUCCUAUGGUGAAGUUCCUCGUGGAACACGGUGCUUGUAUAUUUGCUACAACGAUAAGUGAUCACGAGACAGCCGCCGAGAAAUGUGAGGAAGAUGAAGAUGGUUAUGAUGGCUGCUCGGAAUAUUUAUAUAGUAUUCAGGAAAAACUUGGCAUUAUGAACAACGGUGCUGUUUACGCAGUUUUUGACUACGCAAAAGAGAACUCUGACGAAGUUGACCUUAAUAUCGGGGACAAAUUUACCAUACUGAAGAAAGGCGAUGAACACGAGAAGGAAUGGUGGUGGGCAAGACUGGAUGAGAAGGAGGUGCAAGGAUAUAUACCGCGGAAUCUUUUAGGGCUUACACCAAGAGUCAUUCCUAAAGUUCAACCAAAUGGUGACGUGUAAUGGCAAGACAUCGUACAUAUCAAAGCAAAUGUGAUUGAAAAGGGUGUAUUUACAAAGAGACUAUAUUUGAUGUAAUUCUUAUUUUUGAAACAAAUUUUUAUGUGUUGGUUUGAGGGAAAAAUGAGAUUUAUUUUCCAAUUUUUAUUUUGAAACUUUUUUUAAAUUAACUUUUUAGUGUAUUGUUUUUAUGUCUGUGCUGUGAUUAGUUCUCCAUUCGGUCUUUAAAAUUUAAUUUAACGUUUUUCAUGAAAUAUUAAAUGAAAUAGUUCAUACGUAUUGUUAAUUUUCCUCACAUGAUGGUAUAAAGAUAUAAAUGAUGGUCUAGUUCAAUCAUCUACUGUUUUUAAGUAUAGUUUACCUGUUGUGGCAACAAACUGUCUCUAGGUAAUAAAUUUAUGGAUGUGACAAAAAUUUAGAUAGUAUGUCAACUUGCACACGGGCAUGGUUCCUCGAGCCUCAAAAUGAUGGAGAAGUAAAAAAAAAAAGUGUUGACAAAGGGGUGAAUCACAGCAUUUUCAAUAUUUUGUUUGCAUUUACACGUUGGUUUAUACUUGCUAUUAAAAUGAUAGCUGGAACACAUGAACUACUGGGGAAAUUGUCUACUUCGCCAAAAAUACAAAACAAGAAAAUGCUAGAGAAGUUUAUGUUGGUGCUGUCUUUUUUUUGUGGAACUACUUGUUUACCUCCCUUAAUAGAGAGCAAGUGUGCUCCACUGUAGUUGAAAGUAAAGUUUGUUUAUGCACAUGUGCAGAAACAGUUGUAUUUCUUACUAUACUGGACUAUAGUUGGUGGUUAAACUAGGCCACAUUUUAUUUUUCACUGUAAUGUUACAGAGAGGUUGAGGUUGAAUCUCGUAACUCUGCAGAGUUGAAAUGAUGCAGUGAGAAGUGUAUAUUUAAAUGUAAGAAGACAUUUUGUUGAUUUAUCAGUCAGUUUUUAGUAGAUGUUUGGUAAUAUGAUUUUCUACAUAUUUCGGUAUACAAAUAUUGAAAUUUCAACCUCGCCUUUUUGAUAUUACUCUGAUGUAUGAAAGGUAUCAAUGACUGUGGAAAGUCAGAGAAGAAAGGUUGAUUUAGUAUUAAUUGUUUUGAUACAGUUAUGUUUUUUUUUUUUACAGUAUUAUGUGCUAAUAUGAUAAAUUGAUCCAGAUGAAGCAUUUUAUGUGUUAUGCAAGAACUUCAUGAAUAUAAAGUGUAAAAAAUACAGAUAUGAAGCAUUUAUAAGUAUUUUUGACAUCCACUAUUGUUAUAUUUACAACAUUUUUAGCUAUAUGUCUGCAUGUCUUUGUGUGCAUGUCGUUUGAAAUAGAAAAACAAGAAGUACUGUAAACUGCAGUCAAACCGAGAAAUUAGAGAUUUUAAGAAGUUUAAAUGAUUGAGGGGAUAUGCGGAAUUCAUGAUCAUGUUGCGGAAUUUAAGGGGUUGGUACACACUGAUGGUCAAAGAUUCAAACAUUAAUCUUAACCCUGCUAAAUUUCUGUAAUGGUCUGGUACAUCAUACAGAUGGGUAGUACUAAUUAUUAUUUAAAGGGUUGUUCACUUAAAAUUUACAGACCGAAUAGCGACCAGUGCAGACCAAGAUCAGCCUGCACGUCAGGCAGAAUCAAUUGGUUAAUUGAAAUUGGUCAUGAAGAAGUUUUUUGAACUUUUACACUUUUUCACAUGUUUUCAGAUAAAUAACAGUGUGUUUGAAAUCUUAAUUUGUUUGAUACUUCGCAUCGCCAUCUUAGGCUGUAGAUUGUAUAUUUGAUUUUUGAAAGAUUUAAUUCCCCUUUAGAGUUAAAUAUUAGCUUUAAUAUAAAAACAGUUUACCUGUAGUUAAUGUAGAUAUUUGAUUCAAUAUUAUAUUUUCUACAAUUACGGUACUUUCUUAUUUGAAACAGUUUUUAAAUGAAAUUUUCAAAUAGUAAGGCAGAAUAUGAAUGUGUGAUAAAAAUUUGAUGUGAAUGUUUAGUUAACACCAAUUUUAAAAAAAAUACAUUACAAGGGGGUCUCUUUUACAAAGUGGUUUAUGUUGCUGAAUUUGAAUCAUUUGAUUUUCACAGAUAUUUAUUCAGAACCUAACUGUGAGGAAGUCAUCCAGCUAGCUUGCUAUAUGUAUAGUUGGUACUUACAGCAUUUUAGCGGGAAAGUAGCUAUAACUUAAAACACAAACUUUUUUGUAGGGGCUUGAAAUAAUUUUAAUCACCCCAGAAUCAGCUUUUUGUCUUAAACCAUGAGAUCAUGGUUAAGCAGCCAUCAUCUUGUCUAAUAUAUAUGCUACCCCUCGAAUUAAUUCUGCUUAAACGUCAUAUCAUAAGAUUUUAGUUUUCAUUAUGAACAUUGCAAAUCACACAUUUUUAUUUGUAGGGCCUUUAUUGUGCUACAAAGUUAGCUGUGCAAUACAGUAAUGUGUACAUACUUCUGUACUGUAUAUUAAUAUGAACAAGUAAAUAACAAAAACUUUA
This is a messenger RNA of Mercenaria mercenaria, 6188 nucleotides long. RefSeq names its product apoptosis-stimulating of p53 protein 2-like. Gene Ontology annotation, biological process: regulation of apoptotic process. The coding region runs from base 641 to 3742 and encodes 1033 amino acids. Lineage: Eukaryota; Metazoa; Mollusca; Bivalvia; Venerida; Veneridae. The record is from RefSeq and is a predicted model, not a curated record. Gene Ontology annotation, molecular function: p53 binding. Gene Ontology annotation, cellular component: nucleus. The transcript is spliced from 9 exons.